Trametes versicolor FP-101664 SS1 is the source of this 1471-nucleotide messenger RNA. RefSeq names its product RCC1/BLIP-II. The transcript has 3 exons. Lineage: Eukaryota; Fungi; Basidiomycota; Agaricomycetes; Polyporales; Polyporaceae. The coding region runs from base 405 to 1274 and encodes 289 amino acids. The record is from RefSeq and is a predicted model, not a curated record.
GCGAUGUCCGCUCUGUCCUUGUUUUCUGCUGGCUCGAAUGCUCGCGGACAGCUUGCGACAGGAAAUCUCGAGGAUGCCUACCAAUUCAGGCCUUGCAUAUUCUCUGGGGUCGCGUCAGGAGACCCGCCGCCAGGGACAGUGGCUAUCGAAGACAUCUCAUGCGGCGCGAAUCAUACACUUGUUCUGCUGCUUCGGAGCGACGGAAAGACAGAGCUUUGGGGCUGUGGUGAUGGGAGUAGAGGUCAGCUGGGGCCAUCAUACGUCGCGGCCGUGGAAGGGGCGGGCGGAGAAACGGCAAACGCGACGGCGGUCUUCAGAUUGCUUGAGCUCAACUUACAUGCCCUCAAAUCCCGCGAAGAGGAGCCUCUCCAUGAAUAUACGGCCGGGACGACGUACUCCUCUCCAUGGGUGCAGACGACUUCGGGAACCUCGGUGUAGGUGGAACGCGUUCUCAGACAUUUCAGGGCGACACGAGACCACCCAUCAAUAUUGUCCCACUGCGUGGUCCUAUACAGGCCGAAGAUGCGGAGACUACUUUGACGGUGCUUGAACUAUCCACCGGACCACAUCAUACAAUCGCGCGCUUUCUGCUAGCUUCCCCCGACGGAUCUACUGAGACGUAUGUUGUAGGCUGGGGAACCGCUCGGCAUGGCCAACUAGGACUCAUGUCCGACGACGCCGGCCGUCCUCUCCCGUUCACGCCGCACCCAGUCCUCGUACCCAUAUCUUCCUCGGGGCACAUAACCCAGCUUGCUUUGGGAAACCAACACACAGUCUGCCUCCUCUCGUCCGCAACCCUCCUCGCACUCGGUUCCGACCGAAAGGGACAACUCAGCGGACUUAAUGAUCUCUGCGAGGUCGAACACAUCGGGUGUACGUGGAACGGGACAUACGCGCUCCUCGGCUCAGGCGAGGUCGUCGCGACCGGGAGCAAUUCGCAUUCGCAGUUGGGACGCGGAACAGGCGGCCAAGGGCUCGAGGAGACGAUUGGUCCCGUAGCCUUCCCAUUUGGAUCCGAUGCUGGGCGAGUCGUGCAGAUGGCUUGCGGGAGCGAGCAUGUACUGUGCGUCGUGGAGCGUGUUGGGAACGCGGAGGCGGUUCCGCGAAGAGAGGUGUGGGGCUGGGGCUGGAAUGAACAUGGAAACCUGGGCACCGGCGGGACGGAAGAUGUGGACACCCCCGUGAAGAUCUGGCCGCGGUACGGGGACGAGCAAGGAUGGGUGGCGAACGUAUGGGCUGGAUGUGGGACGAGCUGGAUAUUAGUGCAGCGGUGAUACGCCGCCGCGCUGACCGAGCACCCUCGCUUUAUGAACAGGCAGGAGCGUUCAGACCUCGCCUUUCAAGCGACCCAUGAGAUGUUGUCCGGUCAACGCUAUAGCGUCCUCGAUUCGUGAAUACUAACAAACUGAAGAUACUAUGUACAAUAUCAGCGACCUUGAAAGCAGGCGACAUUCCUACGACGAAGUCCAUG